AAUUCUGUCCUCAACCCUCCAUUCCCUUGGCUCUUCUACACCUCUCCUUUUGCCAUUCCUGCUUUCCCACCAGAAUACAACAACGGACACGAAGCCACAGAAGACUAACGUCUUCAAACUACCCUGACCCGUCCAACAAAACAUAGGAAACAAGGAAAAAUGAUAAGGUUCCUCAGACAGAAGACAAACAUCACCUCCAUCCUGGUCGUCAGAAGCAUUACCCUGCUGCUGUUAAGCUGCACAGCGAUCAGAACUACUGUUGGUGUCAUCUCCAGCAUCCCUUCUUCACUAGCAGAACUGCCCCUCGAUGGUCAUCUAAGUUUCGAUGAACUUCACCACAUAGCCAAAGACUUCGGCAAUCGAUUCCAGUACCUGCCUUCUGCGAUCCUCUAUCCAAAGUCAGUUUCUGAUAUUGCUCUCACAGUAGAGCAUAUCUGGCAGUUGGGCCCUUACUCGGACCUCACUAUUGCUGCUCGAGGCCAUGGACACUCGCUCCAGGGUCAAUCACAGACCCACCGAGGAAUUGUGAUCAACAUGGAAUCACUCAAAUCCCCACUGAUGAAAGUCCACAGGGGGAAAUCCCCAUUUGUGGAUGUAUCGGGUGGAGAAUUGUGGAUAAAUAUCCUGAGAGAAAGCCUGAAAUAUGGGUUGGCGCCGAAGUCCUGGACCGACUACUUGCAUCUGACAGUUGGUGGCACUCUGUCAAAUGGGGGAAUUAGCGGGCAGGCAUUUCGACAUGGACCUCAGAUUAGUAAUGUCCAUCAGCUUGAAGUUAUCACAGGAAAGGGGGAGGUAGUGAAGUGCUCAGAGAAGCAGAAUGAAGACCUCUUUCAUGGUGUUCUUGGAGGACUCGGCCAAUUCGGGAUCAUAACCCAAGCGAGAAUUUCUCUGGAACCGGCACCAGAUAUGGUGAAGUGGAUCAGAGUGCUGUAUUCAGAUUUCGAGACAUUUACGAGGGAUCAAGAGCGUCUGAUAUCGGAGGAGAAUACAUUUGAUUAUAUUGAAGGAUUCGUUAUAAUAAAUAGAACAGGCCUCGUAAAUAACUGGAGAUCAUCCUUCAGCCCGCAGGACCCAAUUCAGGCCAGUGAGUUCAAAUCAGAAGGGAGAACUCUCUUCUGCCUUGAAAUGGCCAAGUACUACAAGCUGAGUGAUUUGGACACAGCAAUCAAGGAAGUUGAGAGAUUACUUUCUCAGUUAAAUUACGUCUCGUCGACGCUUUUCCUAUCAGAAGUUCCAUAUAUAGAGUUCUUGGACAGAGUCCACGUAUCAGAGAUCAAACUACGGUCAAAGGGUCUGUGGGAAGUCCCACACCCAUGGCUCAAUCUUUUGAUCCCAAGAAGCAAGAUAGACAUAUUCGCAGCGGAAGUCUUUGGCAAUAUCCUAACAGACACGAGCAACGGGCCCAUCCUCAUAUAUCCAGUCAACAAAUCAAAGUGGGACAAUAGAACUUCUGUUGUUAUUCCAGAAGAAGAUAUUUUUUACCUGGUGGCAUUCCUUUCUUCUGCAAUUCCCACUUCAACAGGAACUGAUGGCUUAAAACACAUACUAACUCAGAACACAAGAAUAUUAGAUUUUUGUGAAAGAGCAAAUCUUGGAGUGAAGCAAUACUUGGCCCACUAUACUAGGCAGGAAGAUUGGAAGAACCAUUUCGGUCCACACUGGGAAUCCUUUGUACAGAGAAAAUCUGCUUAUGACCCUUUAGCCAUUCUUGCCCCGGGGCAACAAAUAUUUCAUAAGGCAGCCCCCUUCUUGUGACCCUUUUGCUCUUUUCCUUUUCUUUCUUUUGUCAACUUAGAAGAGGAACCUCGCAGAAGGCGAGGGAGAACGCCUUAGUCACUUAUACUGUAAAUUUUUUGUGCUAGUUUAUUUAAAUCUCUUCCUCCUGA
Messenger RNA from Punica granatum (pomegranate), 1886 nucleotides. NCBI's taxonomy places the organism in Eukaryota, Viridiplantae, Streptophyta, Magnoliopsida, Myrtales, Lythraceae. The record is from RefSeq and is a predicted model, not a curated record.